CUUCCUUUCAUUAAACAAACAGGAGAUCCUGAAACCUGGACCCUCUGCUAGCGGCAGCGCGAAGAGGAGGCGGAGGAGGAGGCAGAGCGCGGGAUGUGCGCAGAGGAGGAUCUGUGAUCCCGCGCCCCCCCCCCACGCGUGCGCGCACACACUCACACACCCGCACUCACACACACAUACACACACACUCGCACAAACACACACUCGUACACGCCCGCGCCGCGCGCUCUCUCUCCCACGCAGGCGGAAUGCAGCAGAGCCUGGGGAGCGUGUCUCCGGCCGCCGACUGAAUGCACCUCGCCUCCAGCAGCGGGACUGCCCAGUAGGGCGCGCGGGAGGACGCUCCGCCACGAGAGAUAUGCCCAGGAUGCUAUGAAAGCACAAAAGGAGGGCAUCCACCUAAGGAGGCCGAGAAGAUCAAGAAGGUUUCUUUGGGAGGUUGAGCCUGGCCAGUUUUAGACGGUGCAGCCUUGCUACAUGGUGUAAGAAAUGGCUGUAGGAAACAACACUCAACGAAGUUAUUCCAUCAUCCCGUGUUUUAUAUUUGUUGAGCUUGUCAUCAUGGCUGGGACAGUGCUGCUUGCCUACUACUUCGAAUGCACUGACACUUUUCAGGUGCAUAUCCAAGGAUUCUUCUGUCAGGACGGAGACUUAAUGAAGCCUUACCCGGGGACAGAGGAAGAAAGCUUCAUCACCCCUCUGGUGCUCUAUUGUGUGCUGGCUGCCACUCCGACUGCUAUUAUUUUUAUUGGUGAGAUAUCCAUGUAUUUCAUAAAGUCAACUAGAGAAUCUCUAAUUGCCCAGGAGAAAACAAUCCUGACCGGAGAAUGCUGUUACCUGAACCCCUUACUCCGAAGGAUCAUAAGAUUCAUAGGGGUAUUUGCCUUCGGACUUUUUGCUACUGACAUUUUUGUAAACGCCGGACAGGUGGUCACGGGGCACCUAACCCCGUACUUCCUGACAGUGUGCAAGCCGAACUACACCAGUACAGACUGCCGAGCACACCACCAGUUCAUAAACAAUGGCAACAUUUGUACCGGGGACAUGGAAGUGAUAGAAAAGGCUCGGAGGUCCUUUCCCUCCAAACAUGCCGCUCUGAGCAUUUAUUCCGCCUUAUAUGCCACGAUGUACAUCACAAGCACAAUCAAGACAAAGAGCAGUCGGCUGGCUAAACCAGUGCUGUGCCUCGGGACCCUCUGCACAGCCUUCCUGACAGGCCUUAAUCGGGUCUCUGAGUAUCGGAACCACUGCUCCGACGUGAUUGCGGGCUUCAUCCUGGGCACUGCUGUAGCCCUGUUUCUGGGAAUGUGUGUGGUCCAUAACUUUAAAGGAACACAAGGAUCUCCUUCCAAAUCCAAACCCGAGGAUCCCCGUGGAGUGCCCCUAAUGGCUUUCCCAAGGAUAGAAAGCCCUCUGGAAACCUUAAGCGCACAGAAUCACUCUGCCUCCAUGACCGAAGUCACCUGAGACAGCUGAUGUGUCACAAGCCGUUUUUUUUAUCACCCUCCAAUUCGAUACUUCAAGACACACAGUUACUUGAUGUCAAACUGUGAAGACAAGUAUUAUGUUUAUCUAGUUAGAAGCUAAUGUUUUGUACAUUUUUUUGUAUGAGGAAGUGAUGUAGCUUGCCCUGAUUUUUUUUGUCAGCUUUAAUAUAUUUAUGCCAGAAUUUUACACCAACAAAAUUUUCUUCUUGUUCCAGUGCGCAUUGAAGAACCACAUUGAUUCAAUGAUUGAUGUUGUUUUGUGAUAUUUGUACACAGACCUUCUUUUCUCAGUUUUAUAGGCACAGAAAUAAAAUUAAUGUAACAAUUCACCUUA
This is a messenger RNA of Neofelis nebulosa (Clouded leopard), 1821 nucleotides long. RefSeq names its product phospholipid phosphatase related 1 (gene PLPPR1). The record is from RefSeq and is a predicted model, not a curated record. Gene Ontology annotation, biological process: phospholipid dephosphorylation; signal transduction; phospholipid metabolic process. The coding region runs from base 490 to 1467 and encodes 325 amino acids. Gene Ontology annotation, molecular function: phosphatidate phosphatase activity. NCBI's taxonomy places the organism in Eukaryota, Metazoa, Chordata, Mammalia, Carnivora, Felidae. The transcript has 9 exons.